AUGAGAUCAUCGUUCGGUGUAUAAUUCAAAUCUAGUGAGACUGAAGGGGAAAAGACUACUAAUGGCAUAGAUAUUGGAGCUAUCAAUAAUUACUGGUUCAGUCAAAUUCUAUUAGAUGCUGAGGGAUAUAGAGGUUCUGAGACAGUCUAUGAGUUCUAAAGCCAAAUAUCAUGGGUAAAAGAUGAAAAGAAGAAGAGAAAGACAGCGAGAAAUUUAUCAUAAUUCUCCUCAUUGAUGCAAUCUCUGUGUCUGCUUCGAAUAUGUGAUGUACUGUUUGUAAUAAAUAUAUUUGAUGACAACUGGCAAGAAUUCGAAGAUUUUCUAGAUGCUUCAGAAAACUUUAAUCAAGUUAACAAAUCUAGCUCCCCGACAACAAUAAUAUAUCUUAUCAAGGGUGCCGAUAAUCUUCAUAAAUAGAAUACAGGAAUUAGAAAUCUUAAGUACUUUAUAAAUAGAGGUGAGGAUAGUGGUAAACUGAAGUAAAGUUUUAUCGUACAUUUCUUGCCUGCUUACAACGGAAGUGAUAAAGAAUAUAAAUCGAAAAACUAACCUAUUCUAGAUAUCGUGGAUAAGAUAUUCAAACUACAUUAAGUGAAUCAUAACUACAAAAGCAAUUUCAUUUAGACUAUCAAACUUUUCACCUCUAAGAUAAAUAGUAUUAAUGGGCUCAGGGAACUAAUAGCCUCUCCAAUUUUAUAAGCCAAUGAAAUAAGAUUUAACGCAGUAUUUCCUAAUGAUAGCUCACUUGAGAUUAUUAAGGAAAUUCUUAAAGAUUUGAAAGUAUGUAUUAGUUACAAACAAAGGAUGAAAUAUUAGUUGAAGGAGAUUAAUAUCUAUUAUUUUAAUAUAGUUUUCUGGGAAUUUCGGGAUGCAUCAUAUAAUAAGAAUGGAUAUAACUUGUUUAAGCAUUAACAUUAACCUAAAUAAGGAGAUUUCUUUUAGAAAUGUGGAGGAUUUUUUAAUGAGCUUGGUUUUUCAUUCCAGAUCUAAUUUAAUUAAGAGCUCAGAUGA
Messenger RNA from Stylonychia lemnae, 1011 nucleotides. NCBI's taxonomy places the organism in Eukaryota, Ciliophora, Spirotrichea, Sporadotrichida, Oxytrichidae. The record is from the annotation of a GenBank genome assembly.